UCUCUGGAGAUGACAACCAAGAGGAAGAUCAUCGGCCGUCUGGUGCCCUGCCGAUGCUUCCGCGGCGAGGAGGAGGUCAUCUCCGUGCUGGAUUACUCCCACUGCAGCCUGCAGCAGGUGCCCAAGGAGAUCUUCAGCUUUGAGCGAACGCUGGAGGAGCUGUACCUGGAUGCCAACCAGAUAGAGGAGCUGCCCAAGCAACUGUUUAACUGUCAAGCGCUCCGAAAACUGAGUAUUCCCGACAAUGACCUCUCCAACCUGCCAACCACCAUCGCUAGCCUUGUAAACUUGAGGGAGUUAGACAUCAGUAAAAAUGGUAUUCAAGAGUUCCCCGAUAACAUUAAAUGCUGUAAAUGCCUAACAGUUGUGGAAGCCAGCGUCAAUCCAAUUACCAAGCUCCCGGACGGUUUCACGCAGCUCCUCAACCUGACGCAGCUCUUCUUAAACGAUGCCUUUCUGGAAUACCUCCCGGCCAACUUCGGGAGACUAUCAAAGUUACGCAUUCUGGAGCUACGGGAGAAUCACCUAAAAACGUUGCCAAAGUCAAUACACAGACUUACACAGCUGGAGCGAUUAGAUUUGGGAAGCAAUGAAUUUUCUGAUCUGCCAGAGGUCCUGGAGCAGAUACACAAUCUUAAAGAACUGUGGAUGGACAAUAACUCACUGCAGACAAUGCCUGGGUCUGUAGGAAAGUUGAGACAGCUAAGGUACCUGGACUUAUCGAAGAACAGGAUCGAGACGCUGGACACAGAAAUAUCCGGGUGCGAGUCCUUGGAAGACCUCCUUCUGUCCUCCAAUAUGUUGCAGCAGUUGCCUGAAUCCAUAGGAAUGCUGAAAAAACUGACGACUCUCAAAGUGGACGACAACCAGCUAACCUCACUGCCCCAUUCCAUUGGAAGUGGACGCACCAAAAUAGGUUUAUCACUUUUAGAGGAGUUCGACUGUAGCUGCAAUGAGCUGGAGGUCCUGCCGCCCACCAUCGGCUACCUCCACAACCUGCGGACAUUCGCUGCUGACGAGAACUUCCUCUCGGAAUUGCCCAGAGAGAUCGGGAACUGUAAAAACGUCACGGUCAUGUCUCUCCGCUCCAACAAGCUGGAGUUCCUGCCUGAGGAGAUCGGCCAGAUGACCAAGCUGCGCGUUCUCAACCUCAGCGACAACAGGUUAAAGAACUUACCGUUCACUUUCACAAAACUGAAGGAUCUCGCUGCACUGUGGUUAUCAGACAAUCAGUCCAAAGCCCUUAUCCCCCUUCAGACGGAGGCACACCCAGAGACCAAGCAGAGGGUCCUCACCAAUUACAUGUUUCCUCAGCAGCCGCGCCAUGAUGAAGAUUACCAGUCAGACAGCGACAGCUUUAACCCCACCCUGUGGGAGGAGCAGAGGCAGCAGCGAAUGACAGUGGCCUUUGAAUUUGAGGAGAAGAAGGAUGAUGAGGACAGCUCCGGCAAAGUCAAGGUGGAGAUCAAUCUGAAGCGCUACCCUACCCCUUACCCAGAAGACCUGAAAAACAUGGUGAAGUCAGUGCAGAACUUGGUGGGAAAGACUAGUCAUGCACUGAGCACUGAGAAGUGCUCCUCUGGGACCAACAUGGAGCACCAUGCCGUGGACAAGUAUGAAGCCAAGUGGCCCAUUGCACCUAAGGAGGUGAUGGAUAGAGAUGCCAAAGACUUCCCGAAAAGUCAGAUGACAGAGCAGGGUAACAUCCAUAACUCUGUCAUGGAGAUCCCAAAGCGCAAGGAGAAGGAGGAUUUGACUGAAAGCUCAGAGAUUUCUUUUCACCGCGUCGAUACCAAGCUGCCACAGCCAGAGAACAUGAACCUGUCCGUAACAUCUUCCUGUUUCUGCCUCAUAGAUUCCCUUGGAGUCUCUCCUAAUGACAUUCGCAUUUCUGACAUGCGGCCCACUUUGGUGGAGACCUCUAUGUACAAACCAAAGGUUGUCUUACUAGGCAAAGAUAAGAAAGAGUCGACGGACGAAUCAGAUGCAGAAAAAAUGCACGGCCUGAACAACAGUGGAUCCUCAGCGACCUACUCGGACUACUCUCCGUCGCAGGGCUCCUCCGGCUCGUCCAAUCCCCCGGGCACUGUGUCCGCACUCCAGCCAGUCGGAAAGGAAGGAGUGUCCCAAACGCACUGGACUAACAGGUUGGCUCAGUCUUUCCCAAAGCCCAUUGAGACCAAACCAUUGCUGAGUCAAAGGGAGACCCCUCCUUCCAGCACGUUGCAACAAAGAAGCGAAAGACGCCCUCUCAGCGACACCUUUGACAGCUGGAAUGACACCUCCCACUAUGACAACACAGGAUUUGUGGCCGAGGAGCCUCCAAUCGACGGUUCGAGCAGCGGCAACCCCAUGCUGGGCUCCAAACCUAGGAGUAUGUCCGCACAUGGGCGCCGGCCCCUCAUUCGACAGGACCGGAUAGUCGGGGUUCCGCUCGAGUUGGAACAGUCUUCCCACACCUUCCAUCCCGUCCGCAGCACCCCUGAACCCGGAACUCCUACCCCAACAAACCCCUGGCAGAAUUGGACAAGGACCCCCAGCCCCUUUGAGGACAGGACUGCCUUCCCCUCCAAGUUGGAAAUCACCCCCGCUAACAGCCCUAACCCAGACCGCAAGGACUUUGAGCAAGACUUGGCUGAUCUGCCUGGCACCUUUCGCUCCUCAGGCGCUUGGGGCUUCCUAGACUCACAGGACUCGGGGUCGACCAGGAGCCACCCGAAUGUUUUUACGCAUGUUCAGUGCAGACCAGACUCUGCCAAAAGUGGGUUGAUCAUCAGCAAAAGCACAGAGCGGCUCUCACCCAUGAUGAAGGAGGUGAAGGCUAAGUUCAAAAAGUCACAGAGCAUCGAUGAGAUUGACAUUGGCUCAUACAAGGUGUACAACAUACCCUUGGACAGCUACAGCUCCAGCAUAGAGAAUCAGGGCAGUGUAGACAGGGCAGAUCUCCCCCCACCCAUGGAACAGAGCAUGUCCCGAAGCCAGUCUGCUCCUAUGCUGGACGAUGACAUGGACAGCUUUGGCAUAAACAAGAUGUCUCAGCAACAGAAACCUUCCAUCCCAAAAAAGGUGUAUCAGUUUGACCAAAGCUUCAACCCCCAAGGAGCCAUGGAGGUUGUGAAUCCUGACAGGAGGGUCCCACCCCCCUUUCCAAACACCCCCGAGUAUAUCAACCAACCAGGAAAGACCCUUCCCAAAGAACUUGUAAGUCCCCGAGUGUACCGAGGCUAUCCCCCUAUGGAGCAGAUGUUCUCCUUCUCUCAGCCGUCUGUUAACGAGGAUGCUAUCAGCCAGCCAUUCCCCACCCAGAGAUCCCGACCCGGCUUCCUACGGCGGGCAGACUCCCUGGUCAGUUCCACAGAGAUGGCACUCUUUCGGAGAAUGGCUGAAGCCCACGAGCUGCAGUCCAGCGACCGAUACGUAAGGCCACACUUUAAGGGCAUGUUGGAACAUCAGAAUAGCUUGUCCACCAUGGUCGACUCCCAGUUCCACAAGAGGAACGGUCGGUAUGAGGAUGACUACUCCUCUUACCAGGAGCCCAAAAAGCCAAUCAUGGGCUACCCCACCAAGAGCCUGACUCAGCGGCGACCCCUGUCUGCCAGGAGCUACAGCACAGAGACCUACGGUGCCUCACAGGCUAGGCCUGUGUCUGCUCGGCCAACCAUGGCCGCCCUGCUGGAGAAGCUGCCUUCUGAUUACAUCUUGAGCACUUGCACUGAGAAGAUCCCCGAUGGAGACAUGAAGCUGCGACCUGUACCCCAGAAGCCAGAGGACACUUCCUCUAAAAUGCCGGUGGACUGGAGACAACAGCUGCUGAGACAUAUAGAAGCUAAAAGAUUAGACCGGAGCGCUGCCCUUAAGCACAACACAGUAAACUUCGGCAUGCUGUAUUCCGGACGCUAUGCCGACCCGCAUGCCAGCAGAAGCAUGACCGUAAAUUUUUACAAUCAUGCAAAGCAUGAAAACCAAACAGCACAGUGGCUACCUCUUCUAAAUACACCAUCGCAGCAGAGCAAUAUCUUAGAUAACGGUCAGGAAGAGAUCUCCCCCACCAGUCAGUGGGCCCCGUACUCACUGGGCCGGAGGGAUGUGCCCCCGGACAACAUCGCCAAAAAGACGCAGACAAUGAUCAUGACCUCCACGUCCGUCACGCCGCCACACCGCUCUGCCCGCGACCAGCAGUACGAAGGGCCCAUGAACAAGAUCUCCAUCCAGCAGUACCACUCCCCGCUGCCCAUGGCCGUCUCAGCCACCAGCCCCCGGCCCCAGAGUGCCCACUGCCUCAUUCAGACCAAAGGGCAGAAGAGCAUGGACGGCUACCAGGAGCAGCUCUGCAUGAGGAUAGAGAAGAGCCCGGGGUUAGGCUUCAGCAUCUCAGGGGGCAUCAGCGGUCAGGGGAACCCCUUCAAGCCUUCCGACAUGGGUAUCUUUGUUACUAGGGUACAGCCUGAUGGACCUGCUGCCAGCGUUCUUCAGCCUGGGGACAAAAUUCUGAAGGCCAAUGGACAUAAUUUUUUACACAUGGAACAUGAAACUGCUGUGUCUCUACUGAAGAAUUUCCAGAAAACUGUGGACUUGGUAAUCUUGAGGGAGAGCACAAGCUAAUUUUUUUGUUUGUUUUUUUUUUACCGUACAUAACUUCUUACAUGUACAGAACUGAAAUGUGUACAAACUACUUGCGUCCAUUUUUAUCUUGGAACAGUAACAUUUGCCAAUUGCUGGACCAAUGGCAAAGUAUUAGUGCCAAAUGUACUAUAAGUUACGUGUCAUGUUACACACCAAUCAAAAGGACAUGUUUAAAUAUUAUGCCUAUUUGACAGAAGAUCAUUUACUGUACAUCUAUCAGCCUGAGGCUGUAGAUUGGUGCAGAUGUGGAUUUUUGUUCCUUUUUGUUUGCUAUUUUGUUUUUGAAAGGUAUUGCUUAAUUUCUUAUGCAUUUAAUUUAACUUCAUGUAUUUUUUCCAUUUAGAUGUCAGAGCAUGAAAGCACACUGGCUGUUUUGGUAAUUCAUUCACCAUAAACACUGCCUCAACUGUGUAUAUGCCUUCUGUAAAUAUGUAUAUAUACAUUUAAAUGAAGAAAUGAAAGGUUCAGGUGACCCAAGUGGAGGGAGCGUAUGUAUGUAUGCUGUUUGCUUUGAAUUUAAGCCAUUAUUUGAUUGCUAUUUUUAGUGUCAUUUUAGGACAUUAAAUAUGAUCUGUUCAAUUUUAAUAGACUUUGAAAAUACCUUUAUAAACAUUUCUAAAUAGUUAUACCACCAGUUCUUUUCCAUUUCUUUUUUUUUUUUUUUUUGCUUUAUGUGGUUGAAGUGUAAUAUUUAUGUUGAUCUUGAUCACAAUUUAAAACCAAUUAAUGGAGUUUGUCAGAUGUGUUUUUUGCAGUUUGUUUCCAAAAAUCUGUGAAAUGAAAGAUUAUCAUAAAACAUUGCUUUUAUUUUCUUUGAAUGGACAGGCCCAGAUAUAUGAGGGGUAAUCAGUACAUGCUCAGUAAUUGGACCUUAUUUACAAAAAUGUUUGUGAAACCUGAUUGCUACUGAUGAUUGUUUCUGCACUGGAAAAGGCAAGUUGUUUUUGAGCAUAUCUAGUAUUUUUUGUACCUUUGUUUUGUAUAUGUUCGAUUAGGAAAGCCAGAAUGUAUAUCUUUUGUUUCUAGAGUCCACACCUAAUAUGAUCACUUAUAGAAAGGAUUCCACAUCGUCACCAUCAAAGCUAUACACUCUGUUUACUCAAAAGGCAGAAGCCCAUUUACAGUUUAGAUUCUUCCUGGUUACUUUUUGUUCUGUGUGAAUACUGGUAACCUGGAAUAUCAUUUCACAGGUGACCUGGAUGUGCCAUUUCACAAAACUUUUUAGAAGUAAAAAAAAAAUUAUGAAUCCAAACUUGAGAAUAUCACAGAGGACCUGGAUUAAAAAAAUGACUCACUGGUAACUAAAAAUCCACGCAACAGAUUUCUUCACACUCCAGAUUGUGCUGCUGAGGACAGUCCAAGUGUCGAUAUUCACACAUCCACUGAGAUGUGAAACUGCUGUAAUGUUCUUCUCUAUACUGACGGAUGAUGGGUGACAGCAGGAGGCUCAUGAAAAACCCAUAGCAUUGCAUGUACAGAGUUAUAAAUAGGUAAGCAGGUGCAUAGAGCACAUAAUGUUCUACAGGUUUGGAUAUGACCAUAAGAUCAUAUCAAAUGGCACGUAGAUUGGACGGUCAACACGCUAAUUAAAAGCAGAAAUAGUCAAGCAGAACUUUUACAAUCAUUCCAAAACAAAAAAAGUAAAAUUUUAUCAUUUCACAUGUAUUAUUUAAAUUUGUAAUACAUCUUUUACAUCCUACCAAGAUUUACUGAAAUUAUGUCGUGCUGCUAGUAAUUUUCUGUACAUUUUAAACUAUUUACAAAUAAGUUUUUGUUUCUUUAAAAAAACACCCACAUUGCUUCUUGUCAUUGUACUGAAUUGAUUUCCAUCGUAAGCUCUGUAGCAUGCUUUCACAUGCUUUACUUAUUAAAAUGUGGCUUUUUGUCUUUUUAAGUAGACAUGCUAAAGGUUUUUUUUUCUUGGAAAAAUAGUUUUUAAAAUGCAGAGGGAGAUCAUUUGUGACAAUUUGUGCCAUAGUCUCUCUAUUGAUGGUUUAUCACUGAUGAAACCCAGAAAAUGUUCCAUAUUUUAAAUGUAUACAAAUGUAGCAUUUAAGGUGACAUCACACAGAACGGAACACUCUAAACCUGUAGUCCUAGAGAGAGUUGUGUACCUAGCUAAGGAAAGCUACCACUGGAUAAAUUAACAAUGCUUAAUUUAAAGGGUUGAGUCAUGAACCUGAAUAAAGUUUAAUUUUUUUUUUACUAAACAUUUUCAGGUUAUUUGUAAUAUACUGAUAUAUUUAGCUUUGCUCAGAUUUCUAUAACUGUAUGGAAAAAGGAAUUCAGGAUAUGGGGAAGCUGUAGUAUUUAACUUGUAAAAUUGAUUUCUACAGUAAUUGUGAAUUUGUGUUAUACAAAAAUAUAUAUAUAUGUACAUGAAUAUAAAAAUGGUCAUUUUUGUAUGUGUUUACAAUACAAUUACAUAUAUAAAAAGCAAAUAUAUGGUACUUUUCGGUCUAAUUGCAGUAUUAAUGUAAAUAACUGUGAAUGAAAACAUUUUAAUUUAUUCAUAUAGAUUGUGAAUGUAUUCCAAGCUUUUGCAGUAUGAUGACUUAUUGGAUUUGAAUGCUGCUUCAUUUUUUGUGCAAGAAAGUAAUUUUAACAGAAAAAAAUGUUUAGUUGGAGAGGUUUAGUGAGAAUUAUCCUGUUUAUUGAUUUGCACAUGCAAGUUUAAACCUUCCAGUUUUAUUUCUGUAUUGACACAAAUAUGUAAUUGGUAAAGCAUAUAUAUUCUGUGUCUAGAAUGCAUUUUGCAGACGCUAUCUGUAUAUACCCAAGAAAUUGUUAUAAAAUUAUGGAGGAAAAAAAAAACUAAAAAUGCUGUGAAGAAAAUACCAGAGCCAUUUUUCGGCUUUGGGAAUACA
Molecule: messenger RNA, 7490 nt
Organism: Paramormyrops kingsleyae
Lineage: Eukaryota; Metazoa; Chordata; Actinopteri; Osteoglossiformes; Mormyridae
Source: RefSeq, a predicted model, not a curated record